AUGGGGAAGAAAGGCUCACUGCAGCAGUUGCAUGCGAUGCCGCCGCGGCUGUCGCACCCGGACGCGCUGGCGGUAGUUGACCUCGCCGUGAACGGUGUGGUGGUGCGGCUGCACCUCGCGUCGCGGUGCUUGCCGUGCGCGUACACGGUUGCGUUGCCGGUGGAGGCGGUGCGCGCCAACGCGCGGCGCUACAACGGCUUCACGGAGCUGCGCUUCUGCGUGGAUGUGCCGCAGCGUAGCGCGCGCUGUCGAGGCCUGUUCCUGGCGCUGCGCCUCCCAUGGGACACCGUGCACUACCUUGGCCCGCUGACGCACAACGCCCCCGUGUCAUCGGCGCGCUUCGUGCGCGAGGUACCGUCGUCGGUGACGCUGCUGGUGGACGUGGACUGGUGUGCGCCCGUGGAGGUGGGUGCACCGCUGCCGUGCGAGAUGUUACUGAAGGAGCACGUGCGGACAGUCAUCGAGAACGACGAGUUCUGCGGUUCCAUCGCCGCGGCGCACGUGCAGAACCUCGUGCGCGACCUGCCCUUCUACGAUGCGGCGAUGCAGCGGUUCCGCAACUGGUCCGAGUACGUCAUCUUCUUCGCGGAGUGCUACCGCUGCUGGAGAGUUGUGCAGUAUGAGCCGGAGGAGCACGCAGCACUGGGGCUGAGCAGCCGCACGCCGGCGGGGGAGCAGCGCAUUGUUGCGAACUGUUACGCGGACGACUACGCCCGAGCGGAUGUGCACCGCGACCGCGUGAAGCGGCGGGCGCUGCAGGAGUUCCGUGACUGCCUGGCGGCGCGGGGGGUGGAGCUGAGCUGGCCGCCGCGGAAGGACCGCAAGGCGGAGCCGUUCUUCAACCUCUCGCGCAAGGUGCUGCUGAAGCUGGGCUGCGAGCGGAGCUUCCGCACGCUGAACAGCGCCAACUACCUGCACGUGCUGGAGGGGCUGCGAGCGUCGCACAGCGUGCUUUUCUCUGAGCUGCACCCCGUGCAGGUGGACACGGCCGUUUCGACGGACACGUCGCUGGAGCUGCUGCUGCGGCGAGUACCCGCGGCCAAACAGCCCCCCUCCCCGCUGCAGGGGUGA
Molecule: messenger RNA, 1071 nt
Organism: Leishmania mexicana MHOM/GT/2001/U1103
Lineage: Eukaryota; Euglenozoa; Kinetoplastea; Trypanosomatida; Trypanosomatidae
Exons: 1
Coding region: 1-1071 (356 amino acids)
Source: RefSeq, a predicted model, not a curated record